AUGGCAGCCUUUGUAAUGGCAUACAGCUUCACAGAACAGAAACCAGCCAAUGAUAAUGAUGACGACGACGACAACGAUGAUGAUGAUGAUGAUGAUGAUGAUGAUGAUGAUGACACUAAUGAUGCAGCUCCUGCAAUGGUGCCAAUGGCUGACAUACUCAAUCACAUAACCAACAAUAAUGCACACUUAGAGUUUGGUGCUAAAACAUUAUCUAUGGUAGCAACACAAAAUAUUUUUAAGGUACAGUGUUUAAUUCUUGAUAUUAGUCUAUUUAAAGUGGGGUUAUAAAAAUUAAAGGAUACAGUUGACUCUCUCUCUCAACAGACACUUCUAUAAGAUGAACACCUCAGUUAAACGGACAUCUAGUGAUAGCAUCUUAGAGAGAGGUGACUGUAUUAGAGACUGACUAUGGUACUAUUGUAUUAGAGGAAAUGACACAGUUUUCUUGUAAACAGCAUUAUGUCAAAUUGACUUGAAGAAUAUAAUUUGAACUGAAGGAAAAAUGCCAAUCUACCAUACAUGUUCUGAUCACUUACACUGUAAUUUCCUAAAUUGCCUUUCAUUCCUUUUAGGGACAAGAGAUUUUUAACACAUAUGGCAAACUUGCAAACUGCCACUUGCUUCAGUCCUAUGGUUUUGUGGAAGAUGAAUUACCAAAUCCUUAUGAUAUGGUAUGGUGAUAAUAACACAAAAAUAUAUUCAGUUGCUAAUGUAUUUAUCAUAAUAAUAUUAUUACAGUGAAAGCUGCAAACAUGCCCGGGGAGGGGUACUGCUAUAUAUGGGUAUGGUUUUCAAGCAGUUUACUCUGGGAUAGGGUAUAUAAAUCAGAGAGUUGGGGUCUAGAACAGGGUAUCAUUUUCAAGGAAACUGAUCAAUAAUUGGUUGAAGAUGUAAGUCUAGACUAGGGAAACCGGGAAUUGCCACUCAAAAGUAUAAAAAAUCAGAUCGGUUUUGUUUUGGCUGGACUGUGCUAUAAAGUAACCUAGGUAGUUUCUGGAAAACAGCUACUCUAGGAUAGGGGGGAGAUUUAACAUUACAUAACAUAACUUGGGGAGUUUAGUCUAGUAUAGGGUAGUAAAAAUCAGCUGAACUAGCUCUAGUAUAGGCUUAGAGUUCCAGGGUAUCAGAGACACAUCCCCACCCAAAAAUUCCUAAAGUCUCCCCCCCCCCUGUUAAAAAUGACCCUUGGUCCCUAUUAAUUUGGUGGUUAAUGGUUGCCUUUGCAAUGCAAGUUUGUACAGAAGUAUUUUAAAAACCUUUUGUUUAAAGUACACUAUUCUGCCGUCUUAACAAGAAAAAGACUAUAAUAUUACAGAGAUAAUUAUUGUGCCAGUAUAUGCAAUCUAUACAGUAAAAUAUAACUUAAAAAGCAACCUGCAGAGACAGUCCACUGAACAAGGAAGCUUUUUUUCCAUGGAUAUACAUUCCAACAAGUAGACUGUAAAGAUCUGUUUGCAUAUUUUAUGAUUAUAUGCAUUGAAUGUUAUUGACUGACUGUUGUUUUUCCAUUCUCUAAAAAAGGUUGAGGUUCCCAUCGGCUCAUUUUGUGAGGUAAUGAAAGCAUGCCAACCCCCAAAGGAAACAAGAUUUGUGGAUGCUAAGUUUAAAUUUCUGGAGGAAAUGGUUAGCAUAUUGCAAUACUCAUUAUACUGAUAUUUUAAUAAUUUAAUAGACAAGUGUCAAUAGUUUAUUUUAAAGUGACAGGGGAGCAAAUCUCAUUGGUAGGAGACAUCGAUCUUGAAGCAAACUUCAUGACUGGAAAUGUCUCGAUUGCAGGUGGAGAAGGGAGGAGGGGAAGGUAGAUAGAGAGAGAAUUGCAAGGCUAAGUACUUUGCAGAACAGCCAAAUAGUACAUUUUACUUCACUGUACAUCAAUUGCAUGAGUGGAAACAUGGAGGCUCUAUUUUCCGCAGUCCUCUUGGCAUGGAAAAAUGCCAACUUCUACUCCUUUUGUUUGUCUUUUGUUUGACUGACAAUUACUUAUCUAUUUUUGGUUUGAUAUAAAAUAUGCAAUUUCCCCCUCCUUAUUUAAUAUUAAAAUAGGCGAUUUCCUUUCCCUUGAUAUACUUGUAAAUGAGCCUUGUCUCUCCUUGGGUUUUCAUUUUUAGGGUGUGGCAUCAGAGGAUGACAUUUUCCUUUUCGGAAGAGAGGGUUGUUCUCAGUUUGGUCCAGAUUUGUAUGCUACUUUGAGGGUAAGAAAUGUCAGUGUUAGUGUUGACUCUGACUCGACCCUAGUUUUAUUUUAAAUGCACGUGGUGCAAGAGCUGAAGUUUGAUUGGUAGAAGAAAAGUAUACUGGAAGGGUCUUCUCAUCAUCUUUCCCUCCCCAUCACCCAAUUUUCUUUCUCACCACUUUGCGUUCUUGCAUCACGCGCGUUUUGAAGACAUCUGAGGACGAGUAAGGUUGUAAACUAACAUUGUACUACAUAGUGAACACGUAAAUUUUUUGUAACAUUCCAUGGAAAAAACGUUCACUUAUGUGCAUCUGUCACAUGGAAGAAUUAACAGCUCCAGUAUGCAAUAUUAUAUAAACCUAGCAAAACCCACAAUUGGGUUGCAAUUCCUCAGUGGAUUCCCUGUGACGAAAACUAGCGCUCCAAUUGUCAGCCUUCGAAUCUUUUUACGUUAAUAAAUUCAUGCUUAAUCAACUGAGUUCAAAAAAACAUUGAUGUUUUACACCCCACCAACCUCGUACCACAGUUUUCUUUUGAAACAGAACCUCUCAUCAUUGAAUCACCGAGAUGGUCAACCUGUCAGUCAGCCAGCCAGCUACAAUGUAGCUAAAUCAUCAUCAUCGUUCGGCCCUUUCCUUCGGGAUGCUUUGAACAAUGAAGAAAAUAAACAUGGCCACUUUUUUUCAUAGGAGAAGGGAUCGAAUAAUCUCAUUCUUUGCUCGUUAGUCAGCUGUAGCCAGUAAGUCAGUCCGUGAAUGAACCCUUUGACCAAUCUUGCUUGCGUUUAUUUCUGUCGGCCAGUGAACCAGUGAAGUCAGUUACUCGAUCGAAGGACUCCAUGCAAAAAAGGUCGGAUCAAUUUAGGUAUCAGGGAAACUGCCGACCUACCCCUCCCUUAAGCCAACGUUUAUACUUACCUCUCACUUAGAGCAAAAUGUUGGCUUAGGGGAGGGGUAGGUCGGCAGUUUCCCAGAAACCUAAAUUGAUCCAAAUGGUCUCCUCCAAAAAGGAAACGAGGGGAAGGGGACUUUCGCGCUCUUUCCACUCUAGAAAAGAACGCCUGAUCGCAGGUUAGGGACGUUUUUGUAUGUAGCCGUUCGACUGAUCAACUGACUUUCUCUGUUGGUCAUCCCAUCUUAGAGGUAUGUACCAGUAAAUUUUUCUUGAUUACCUCUGGCUGAAUCAUUACCUAACUUUCUUCAAAUGUGUUUGCAGAUCUUACAUUUGUCUGAAGUUCAGUUCAAGAAGCUUCUAGAGGAGCAAUUGCAAAGGGAAAGGAGCAACGAAUUUGAUGACAUCAGGCAGGUCUUGGAUCAACAGAACGAGGACAGCAGAAAGGACUCUAGUUGGAGAAUAUUGGAACUUAUUUUUAAUUCCGAAAAUAUGAGAAAGAGAAGGGGAGUGGAUAAUGAGAAAUCAGAGAAAAAUAAGAAGUCUAGAAAGGGCCUGCUUGCGUCUGGAGAUUGCAACCUCGAAGUAGUUUCAGAAAAUAAUUCUCUGAGUAAAAAUGAUAGUGAGAAUGGCUCAGUAAACGGUCUUGCAGAAAGUGGGAUUCUUAAAAAGGACAUGAUCCUCUCAACCAACAAAGCAGUCAUUAGGCCUGCUGUGGACGGGAAUUUGACAGAGUCAAAAACAGAGAAUGUGACUAGCUGUAAGUCUACCAAAAAUGGUCGUGCAAAAGAAGGAUUAGAGUCCUGCAACAGAGAGAGAGCUGGUAAUGGUCACGUUGUGAAAAAUGUUAGAGGGGACUAUGACGUUGAUGAAGUUGAUGAUUACAUGGAUGAUGGUGAUGAUGAUGAUGAUGACGACAAAGAUGCUGCUGAUGAUGAUGGUUGUGGUGGUGGUGGUGGUGGUAAUGGUGAUGAAGAUGAUGAUGAUGAUGACGAUGAAGAUGACGACGACGACGAUGAUGAUGAUAAUGAGGUCGAGGAGGAGCAGGAAGACGAAGUUGAAGAAGAAGAGGGGGACGAGGAGGAAUCUGAGCAACCACUUACUUAUGGUAAGUAAGAAAGCUCCACAAGCAACACCAACGACAACAUUCUCAUUGAACGAAUGUCUAAGAAGGAUCACCUUUCAUUUUCACCUCUUACCUCUUAUUCACAGUGAAAAAGCGUUAUACGCUGAAACGUCUGUUUUUACAAAAAUUUAUUGCACUAAUUGAUGUUGUGUUUUACUUUACCAAUCGUAUCAGUUAUCUUAGUGCAACUGUCACGGAUUGUGGACUAGUGGACUGUGGAUAACUUAAGCGCCAUGGCUAAGGAAACACGUGCACUGCGGAAACCGGUUCCCUUGUCAGUGUCCGAGUUAAAGGUGUCGAGCUUGAGAAAAAAAAGUGUCCGAGUUCCCGUAAGCAAUCAGAAAAUUAUGGCAUUUUUGGGUGGUCGCUUCAGGAAAAAAAAACUUUUUAAAUUCCAAGAGUGACCAACAUCAGUUUUCUCCUAAAACUGAAUAUCCUUACACCAUCAAGAGAAGAGGUCACGAAAUUUAAUGAAAUCAACACCGUUAACCCUUUCACUGCCAGAGUGUUUGAUGGAGUUUUGUAAGAUGACUCUAACUUUUGAGUCUGUGGACGAAAUCCUAUGAUGUGACCAUUUAAAUGAAACCUCUCUGCCUGUACUUACACAUAGUGCUAUUCGUUUUUCAAAAUUUUACAAAAUGAAAUUUGGAAAUCUGGUCGAAAUUUGCCUUUGGCUAAAUUUGGCAUUGAAAGGGUUAAAGAGGAAAUGCUUGGAUCCUUUUUCAAAUUUUCCCAACUAUUUUUUUUUUCGAAGGAAAUGUUUGGAAAGUACAAGUAAAUAGAAUCAGUGCGACAUCAAUUGCUUUCAAUCCAAAAAUCUCAAUUAAAACCAGUUAUAACUCACUUUCGUUGUAUUUAUUUUCUUUCACAGAAUUAUUGUCACAGUGGCCAAUAGAAUGGAGAAGGACACUGAAACGGUAAGACUUGCUAAAGUAGAAACGUUACUAUCCUGUUUUUAUUACGUACAAAGAACCAGCUACUAUGAUAUGAAAGUUGUUAGUAAGAACAGAGCAAAAGCACCCCAAGCACAGGAAUGAGAAUUGUUUUUGUCGAACAUCAAAAUAUGUAGGGCUUGUAAAGGGGUACUAGUUACCACUAUAAGGGAUUCAAAAACAGUACGGUAAAUCCUUUAUCAAGCCCCCCGGGGGGCUUAACUUAUUUAAUUUAACGAAAUGCAUCAACGGGAGCAAGGUUUCUCGAGGACGGACUUGUGGUAACCGGGCGCUAUACUGCUUUUUCUAACAAUAAGAAAAUGGUAACAAUUCUCCACAGAGAACUAGAGCAUAAAGUUGAAAACGUUCAGCACAUGAAGUUGGAAGUCAUGCGGCCGAAGACCAAAAACAAUAUGAGUUUCCACCCUGAAUAAACCAUAACUGAUCAGUCCACGUUACUUGUUUGUGAAGAAUAAGGAUGGAGGGGAGGGGGAGGGGGAGGAGGGGCUUAAUAGAAAAGGGGGCUUAUUAACUUUCCUCCUCUGAAAAGGGGGAGGGGGGGCUUAUUAGAGGUGGGGGCUUAUUUGAGAGGGGGGGCUUAAUAGAGGAUUUUUGGUAAUAAAUAGGCAGCAGAAUUUGUUACCUUGUUGCGAUUCCAGCGAGCUCUAGUUGUCCCGUUGCUCCCUCCAUAUAGUGAGAAUACGGCGCAACUAAGAUUUGCUGGAAUCGCUCUGAAACAGCCCGGAAAAAAUACACAUGGAGACAAGGCAAGAAAUUCUUCUUCCUUUUUGUCACCUUUUUUGGCUUCUAAGUAGUGAUCGCUAUAGUCUCCAUACAAACCCUUAUAAUAACGCAACUACAAAUCUCACUCGUAAGUUUGGGAUUCCUGUGGAAAGAGCCGGCAUUGAUCGAGGGUAUUUGAAGCAUGAUGAUGAUGACGAUGAUACUUAAAGCCCACACCCUUAAUAGUGGAACAUGAUCUCAUAGCUUAGAAACCAGUAUAAGAGAAACGCCUUCCCCCUCCUCCCAGAUAUUAGGGACCUUUCGAUUCUAAGACGAGAACAACUUCGAGUAAGAGAUUUUCUCAAUACUAAGUAGUGCGCUCGCGUGAAUCAGCAUCAUUUUGGCGGCAAAACGCGAUGGCCGUCGUCAUUCUACUAUUAGUUUUACAUGUUUUAGCGAGGAUGUCAUAAUGACGAAAACAAGUUAUUAAAUGUUUAAAAAGUUUUAUCAUCUUAUGAUUGGGAGGGGGCUUAACGUCCUCCAAUAAAGGUUAGAGUGCCAGCUUUUCAGGUGAAAAAAAAGUACAAUGAAGCAUGCCGGGGUGUUUGGUGUUUUUUGACAAUACGCGAAAAAACUGUCAGUCAAAUCUCGUAGUCGUGCUUGUCCUCAAAUCUAAAGGUCUCCAUCACUUCUCACUCUACAACUUUUAGUAUCAUUUCCUUAUAUUACUGUAUGUGCUUUUUCUUACCACAGUGUGGCAGAGUUAUCUAUAAAGAAACGUUAUAGACAAGACAAUAUGGAUUUGGAUUGCCAAGGAGAAAAGCAGCUAAGUAAAAGACAAUUGUCCGUCUUAAAAAUCAAGCGGGGUCAAAAAUCUAUAUUUCAACGAAUUUGUGAACUUGUUGUCGAAAAUUAA
Porites evermanni is the source of this 6761-nucleotide messenger RNA. Lineage: Eukaryota; Metazoa; Cnidaria; Anthozoa; Scleractinia; Poritidae. The record is from the annotation of a GenBank genome assembly.